CAGAACACGGGUGGAAGGAAGGAAAGCUGGUAGGCAGGCAGGCAGGCAGGCAGACAAGCAGUCAGUCCGUCGAUCCAGGAGUGAGUGAGCGAGUGAGGCAGUCAGCCAGUCAGACUACUCUCCCAUCAUCACAACAGUGGAUAUCUUUCUGUACGUUUUCGGUUUAUCGUGUCGGAAGUGUUGUUGUGACUAGUGCUCGGAGAUACGACUCUUGGAUACUGCUGCACGUGAAGCCGUUCAACUCGCUCCCGAUAUAUAGGCCUGGACGGAAACGGCGACGAAAUGAUCGGUAGGCGCCAGGAGCACCACCACCUGGAUCGGUGGCGCUUUACGGCAGAAUCAGGACCGAUCCUACACUCGAAGUGCAAGACGCGCGAUCAGUGCGUCGCGAUUCGCGAGUCUCCGAACGGCAUCGAUGAGACAAAGUUGUGCAUACUAUGCAGGUACAUCUAUACCCUCCAACUGCCGUCUCACCCCGAUAUGACGUUCGCAUGGAACUGUUUACGGAUAGAGCACGCAAAUGGCUUCGGCGUCGAUUUCAACCCAUUGGACGCCCUGAAGCUGGUCAGAAAAAAUUACGUCCCCAAAGUCGCGAUCGCUGAUGCGUGGCGAGAGGCUCGUGAGGGUCUGGAUUUGCCCGAGGUGAAAACGCCGGAGAGUCACAAGUUCGAUUGGACUUUCACUACAAGUUAUAAAGGAACCUUAUUCGGCAAGGAGGGAGCUCAAUUGAAGGAAACCGAAACCACUGAGCGAAUAGACCUGAGAAAGCUCACAUCGGAGGAGCCGAUUCUCUUCUACCAGGAUAUUUGUUUAUUCGAGGAUGAAUUGUCAGACCACGGAGUCGCGAAACUCACUGUCAAAGUUCGCGUUAUGAGGAAUAAUUUUUUCCUUCUUCUCCGGUUCUUUCUGAGAGUCGACAAGGUACUGAUCCGGAUGAACGACACGAGGAUCUACUGGGAGACGGGACAAUCGUACCUCCUACGUGAAUACUGCGAGAGAGAGCUCAAAGAUACGAAGAAUCUCGAUCUUCCAACGGCUGUCAUCACUGAUCCUGUAGCCUUGAGUAAACACCUGCCCGUGAUCUCGGAACAAUUCCAUAGACUAGAAAUUCCUGAACUGAACCAGUGAGAAACACCCAUCAAGCAAGCGGUCGAAGACAGGUCUGGUGUCGAUAUGCUUCGCCAGCCCUACGACGGAGGAGUGUGAUCCCUGAUGUGAUUUCAUACUGUUGAUUAACUUAUGCAAGAGUUAUCCCAUAUAUAUCAUUAUGCAAUACACGAUAUGGAGUUGAGGA
This is a messenger RNA of Galendromus occidentalis (western predatory mite), 1294 nucleotides long. RefSeq names its product TIP41-like protein. Gene Ontology annotation, cellular component: cytosol. The record is from RefSeq and is a predicted model, not a curated record. Gene Ontology annotation, biological process: TOR signaling. NCBI's taxonomy places the organism in Eukaryota, Metazoa, Arthropoda, Arachnida, Mesostigmata, Phytoseiidae.